Molecule: messenger RNA, 1457 nt
Organism: Prorocentrum cordatum
Lineage: Eukaryota; Dinophyceae; Prorocentrales; Prorocentraceae
Source: the annotation of a GenBank genome assembly
GGCGCAUUCAGGCUCCGCCCAUCACUCUUCAUCCCUCGCAGGCUCACCUCUCUUACCCAGUACCUGAGAUGGCGCGCACACAUGCGGCGUGCCCGCUGUUUGGCGCGCUGCCCGCGUCGGCCGACGAGCUGGGCCGCUGCCGGCGCUGCGGCAAGAGGUUUCCCGGCGCCGCGGCUGCCGCUGUUGCGGCGGCCGUGCCGCCGCUGCAGCCACGGCUCCCCGCGCCAGGGGAUGGCUCUGCUGCAGCUGCCCCGCCGUCCGUCGACGACGGCACUGGUCUGACCCAGGCUGCCGUGCACCUCACCCUAAACGAUUCCGACAUCGACGUCGACAUCGAGGCUGCAAGGGCACCAGGCGCCGCCGUCGCAGCCGCCGCGCUGGCGGCCGCGCCAGCAGCGCCCUAGGCGGCAGCACCGACUGUUUCCUGGCCGCCCCAGGCGAUGCUGGACAUCCAUCUCUUGUCGGAUUUCGCGGAGCAUGAGAUCUUGCAGCAUUUCGGAUUUGCCCAGGCCGUCAACAACGCUGAGUUGAUUCAGCCGGGUGUCCCGGUCACUCUGCCGCGCUCCUGGCAGGACAUGCAGGGGUUGUUGAGGACGCGCGCCUACGACCCCCGGACCACCGAUCUGCGGCGACGGCGCGGCAUGGCCAUGUGCGAGAGCCUGGAGCCCACGGCCUCGAGCAUCGCUGCCCGCGCCCGGUCGGUGCAGUCAUUGCUAGGGUUUGCUCAACGCGCGGGUUGGCCAGCCACGGACGUGCAGAACGCCAGCGAGUCCCUCCUCACGGCGACUGCCGCCGAGGCCCCGUGCCCGGAGAAGCUGGGGCCGCUGCCGAGGGGGCGCGGGAAACUCAAAGCCAGCAGGGUCCCGCUGCCGCGCGAGCUCGGCCCAGUGGCCCUCGCGUUCGCCUGAAUAUCCCGGCGGCCCCUAAGCAGGUCGUCCGCGAGGCCCGGGGUUUGGCCACUUUGGCUGAGAAGGGCGACGACGUGCGCUUGUGGAUUUCGCUGGCGGGGCGGGCGGCCGUGUUGUGGGCGCCGGAAUUGACCGACGCCCUCACCCGCUGCCUCACGGGGUUGUUCCGCGUGCCGCCAGAGGGCCGCCCGUCAUCCGUCCGUCUAGUGACCACAGUUUCCCUGAUGCCUGGCAUGUCCACGCCGGCGGGCGUGAUGGACCUCUGGCGGCACCCGCUGCUGGGCGACACAUGGGCUCCCCGUCCAGGAUAUCAUCUUUUCGGAGGAGUGUAUAUAUACACCAAUCCAUUCCCCGGGUGUAGAAUUUAUAGCAGUUUUUUUUUUCGGUGCCGCUUGUUUUCCAUUGCUUUUUCGUUUACAUGUGCUUCAUUUUCCCUCUGCUGCACCGCGCGUCUUCCUCCUCAUUUACCCACCUCCCCCCGCCCCCCUCCGCUCGCAGCCGCGUCCGCUGCGUUGCCUGCUGCAUGCUGCUGGUGGACCGUCGUUACCA